GUCCUUCAUAUGCUCUUGGACAUUGCCCCUCGUUAUGGCUUGGUUCUGGCUUGGUAUAUGAAGCCGUGACUGCCCAUCAUGGCUGAUCACUUUUUCUGCAAACCAUUCGUUUCUUUUCUUGUAUUCUCCCUUUGAUUCUUUCUUUCUUCCGGCCGUUGCCGUUGUUCAUUUUGGGUUGCUGCUGGGACGGCUGACCCUUUCUUUCUUUUUGAUUCUUACUUUCUUUUUUCACUGUCUGGUACAUUGUCAAUAUGCGCUCUCUUACUUGGCUGACGGCCCUAACCACGGCCCUUGGUGUGGCCGCAUCGACUACUGAGUCCUCUGCUUACAGUGACUCUGCGACAGGCAUCGACUUCCAACGUUGGUGCGAUGACGACUCCGGCAUGUGCUUCGGUAUGGCCCUCCCUGAGACCGUCAAGUCCGACUUUAUCGGUCAGAUGGUCGUGCCGCUGUCCGACUCCAAGGGCUGGGGAGGUGUCAGUCUCUCGCCCUCGAUGACCCAAUCGCUGCUCAUUGCCGCGUGGCCCAAUGGCGACUCUGGUGUUGGCAGUCUCCGCCAGGCCACCUCGUACACCAACCCAGACGUGUACCAGGAUGCCAGCAUCGCCGAGAUCCCCGACGGUGUGUCCGCCAACAGCACCCACCUCACCUAUACCUUCCUUUGCAAGGGGUGCAUUGUCGGAUCGCCGACUUCGUUCAAGGCAAGCGCAGACACCAGCUUCCUCGGCUGGGCCCUGUCUAAGACCAACCCUACUACUCCUAGCUCGCCGUCUUCCGUUCUUUCCUACCACGCUGCUGGUUUUGGCACCUUUGAGGUGCUCCUGUCAAAGGCCAAGUCGGCCAAGUACUCUACCUGGGCUGCUAAGGCCAAGUCAACUGCUACUCCUUCUGGCAGUGCCACACCGUCUUCUUCGGCUCUUGCUAGCCAGACUCCUACCCCCAGCGUGGCCCCGACUGUGUCGAACGCUACCUACGACUACAUCGUUGUCGGUGGUGGUGCGGCUGGUAUCGUCGCCGCAGAGCGUCUGGCCGAGACAAAGAAGAAGGUCCUCUUGAUUGAGCGUGGUGCUGCCUCGAUUGCCUCCAUGGGCGCCGACAACACUCUCUCCUGGAACAGCAGUCUCACUCCCUACGACGUUCCCGCUCUGGCCAGCUCGCUGUCUGAGCUUGGCCUCGUGAGCGACUACCUCUGCCCUGACACUGCAGGCAUGGCCGGCUGCGUUCUUGGUGGUGGCACAAUCAUCAACGCCAUGUCGUUCAUCCACCCUCCCAGCCGCGACUUUGACGACAAGUGGCCCCAGGGUUGGAAGUGGAACGACAUUUCUGCCGCGGCUAAGAGGAUGUACGAGCGCAACGCUGGUAGCAUGCUCCCCUCUGCCGAUGGUAAGCGGUACGACCAGAGCUUGUUCAAGGUGCUCUCAUCGUUCCUGAACCGUCUCGGCUGGAAGUACGUCAACCAGCAUGAGCAGCCUGACGAGAGACAUCAGAUGUACAGUUACCCGUCGUGGUCUGCUGCGGACGGUGUCCGCGCUGGUCCUGUGCGGUCGUACCUCCCUCUGGCUCAGGAGAUGGACAACUUCAACCUCCGUCUGCAGACCAAGGUUCGUCGCCUGGUGCGUCGUGGCGGUCGCGUGACUGGCGUUGAAGUCGAGAAGGAGAACGGUGGCAUUGAAAUCAUCCACGUCCGCGCGGGCGGAAAGGUGGUCCUCGCUGCUGGAUCGAUGUCGACUCCCCGCGUCCUCUUCAACUCUGGUAUCGGACCCGACGAGCAGCUCAAGAACGUGCAAUCCGGUAGCACUGGUGUUACCCUCCCUCCCUCCGGGGAAUGGAUCAACCUCCCCGUCGGCCAGAACCUGAAGGACCACCCCAUGUUCACGAUCAAGGUCGACACGCGCGCCAACUUCACCACCUUCAACACGUCUAGCGUCAUUCCCGGCCCGAGCGCUGUCGUUCAGCGACUUUAUGAGCAGGCCUCUGGUGUUCUCGCCCAGGGCGGCCACAGACUCCAGUUCUGGACUUCCCUCGAGGGAACUGAUGGCGUCACCCGGUACUUCCAGGCCUCGUGCUCCGCAGCUAAGAACGGCGUUAUCACGAUGAAGUUGUACCUCACGCACGGCGCUACCUCGUCGGGUGUCUUGGGUAUUAACGGACAAGGCUCGACGACUAUCGAGACGGAGCCAUACCUCCAGACCGAGGAGGACAAAGAGGCGACCACAAGGUUCUUGCAGGGCUUGGUGAAGGAUCUGAACAACUCGCCGAUGGGAUUCUCGAUCCAAGACUUUAGCGAUGUCGAGACCCUGCUGGCGCAGAAGACCGCUGGUGACCACUAUCUCGGAACAGCUAAGAUGGGUACGGACGAUGGACGCAAGAACGGUUCUUCGGUCGUUGACACUAGCGCCAAGGUCUACGGCACCGAGAACUUGAUACUAAUAUGGCCACAGUACAUCGUCGACGCAAGUAUCCACCCCGACCUCCCCACCGGCAACACCCAAGCGAUUGUCAUGAUCGCCGCCGAAGCAGCCGUUGAGAAGAUCGUCAGCUCUGCAUCUGGACAGGGUAUCUCUGGCGCUGCCUCUUCAGUAGUGCUUUCUGCCUCUGCACAGCCCACCGUCAUGGCGGCAGUGACUAGCACCGUCGACGCAAUGUCCACCAGCGUUGUCGAUGAAACUCAGACCACGACCAAGAUUGAGUCUGCGGUGGGGCCUAGUGACGUCGCUACUGGUGUUCCUGGUGCCCCGCCUGCCCCUAGUGACGCUGCGCCUGUCCAUAGCGACAAUGCUGCUCCUAGUGGCAACCAAAAUUUCAACGCACCAGUUCCUGUGCGCACACCCACGCCUAGCGACGCCAGCGCAGAGGGUCAAAAUGAGAAGCCCAGCCAAGUCGCCUCGACUAUUUACAUGACCGCCACCGCUACCGCCACCGCUACCGCCACCCACACCAACAUCGUAACUCUCACGCACAGCAGCGUCAGCACCGUGACCGUUACCGCCGGCCAGGCCCAAGGACAGGUUCAGCAGGGACAGCCGGAGUGUACCUGUGCAGUUCACUAGUUUGUACCAUAAUUUUACUGUAGAAU
This is a messenger RNA of Aspergillus glaucus CBS 516.65, 3076 nucleotides long. Its product is annotated as putative cellobiose dehydrogenase. Gene Ontology annotation, molecular function: flavin adenine dinucleotide binding; oxidoreductase activity, acting on CH-OH group of donors. Bases 252 to 3050 code for a protein of 932 amino acids. NCBI's taxonomy places the organism in Eukaryota, Fungi, Ascomycota, Eurotiomycetes, Eurotiales, Aspergillaceae. The record is from RefSeq and is a predicted model, not a curated record. The transcript is spliced from 2 exons.